AUGUCUUCAGAGGGCUUCUCUGUCUUAUAUAAUCAGCAGCAGCCUCCGCUGCUGCUGCUAGCAGCAGCACAGCUGCAGGGCAUCUCUUCUAAACUUCUUCAGUUCUGUGCAGUCCCAGACUUUCAGCCCUCUGGGUUCGUCCUUCUACGCAAGCAGCAGCAGCAGCAGCAGCAGCAGCAGCAGCAACAGGGAGGGGUAGAGGCUUCUGAGGUUCUUCUUCCGGAGUACGAAGCUGCAAAGCGUAUCGCCUCCAUCACAGCCCAGGGACAGACACUUCUGCCUGAUGCUGAAGGCGAAGCACUAUUAUUUGCUUUGCUGUCUCUCUUAUCGGGUGUACCUUAUUCGGGGUGUCUGUACAGCUCAGGGCCUUUAAAAGAAGCAGCAUUAAAAAAAAUGAACAGUUAUUUAUCUCUUCGAACUUUUCUUGUUUCUUCGCGUUUGUCUAUUGUAGAUAUUGGGGUGUAUGUACACCUCCGAGCAGCAGCAGAGACUGAAGCUGCUGCGAAGCAAAUUCACAACUGGAUAUCUGCAUAUCCCUCUGUGCACCGAUGGUUUACAUAUAUUAACGGGGUUAAAGAAAUACGAGGAGCAGUCGAACGGGCGCUGAAGCAAAAAGCUCUAGGACCCAGACCUACUGCUGCUGCUGCUGCUGCUGCUGCUGGAUCUGGAGCAGCAGGGAAUACAGCAGCAGCAAAUGGGAAGGCUAAGGCGCAGACACAGGCGUCUUACGAAGGAAAGUUAGAGGGCGCUGUAGAGGGCCGCGUAGUAACUCGUUUCCCACCCGAGCCUUCAGGCUAUUUGCACAUAGGGCAUGCGAAAGCAGCAUUAUUAAAUUAUUAUUUUAAACAAAAGUAUAAUGGGAGGAUGAUAUUCAGGUUUGAUGAUACAAACCCGAACAAAGAAAACAUUGAGUUUGAAGAAAGCAUCAUCGAAGACACGAAACGCCUCGGAGUGCAGUGGGAUCAACUUUGUUAUACUUCCGAUUAUAUACCCCGACUCAUUGAUGCAUGCACAUCUCUCAUUCAAAAAGUUUCGCAUCAUAGAUUAAAAGAUACCUUUAAAGUUUAUCCUACUUAUGACUUCGCCUGCCCUGUUGUAGAUGCUUGGAUGGGUGUAACGCAUGCAUUACGAACGAAUGAAUAUGCAGAUAGAAUACCGCAAUAUCAUUGGGUACAAGACAUGAUGGGUUUACCUCGAGUGCACAUCUAUGAGUUUUCGCGUCUUUGUUUUGUGCGAACGGUUUUAUCAAAACGCAAAUUAAAAUAUUUUGUUGAAGAGGGGCUGGUCGACGGCUGGGAUGACCCCAGAAUGCCCACUGUUAGAGGGGUGUUACGUCGAGGUCUGACGGUGGACGCGUUGAUGGACUUCAUCGUCCAGCAGGGGCCGUCGAAGGCCGGCAAUUUGAUGGAGUGGGACAAACUGUGGGCGUUGAACAAACAGGCCAUCGACCCCCGCGUCCCCAGAUAUAUGGCUGUCGCCUUUUCUGACUGUGUGGAGGUGGAGAUAGUGGGGAUGUCUGCUGAGAUAAAGACAAAAGAGCGGCGUUUACAUCCUAAGAACGAAAGCAUUGGUAACGCUGAUGCACUGGGGUAA
Molecule: messenger RNA, 1593 nt
Organism: Eimeria acervulina
Lineage: Eukaryota; Apicomplexa; Conoidasida; Eucoccidiorida; Eimeriidae
Product: glutamyl-tRNA synthetase, putative
Exons: 10
Coding region: 1-1593 (530 amino acids)
Biological process (GO): glutamyl-tRNA aminoacylation
Cellular component (GO): cytosol; methionyl glutamyl tRNA synthetase complex
Molecular function (GO): glutamate-tRNA ligase activity; ATP binding
Source: RefSeq, a predicted model, not a curated record